UUAAGUGGUAGCCCUUCUAGGCCUCUCUCUCACUUGGACUUUGAGUUGUCUUUCCUUCAUCCCGCACCACUCCCAAUGCUGCUGCCCCAUGAGGUGACACCCUAAGCCCUAGCCCUCUCCUCAGCUUCUCUGCCCAGCUUAGGUGCACAUGGGAAAUGGCAGCCCUAGAAGAAGAGGGGCUCUGUGGAUUGUGGCAAUUAGGACCCAGGAAUGCCACAGAAUGAGCAACUGGUACAUCUUCACCUGCCUCUGACUCACCUGGUGCCCCAGGGAACAGGCACCUAGAUAAAAGGUAGGAGGGAGAGAGGGGAGUAUCCAGCUAAGCAGCAUGAAGGGACUCUCACCUACCAACAGCCUCCUGAUGCUACUGUUGCUCCUGAGCCCAGACCAUGGAGAAGAAUUGCCACUGCCUUCCAGCACUAACUGCUGCACUCAGCUCUACCGACAGCCUCUGCCAAAUAAGCUGCUGAGGAAAGUUAUCCGGGUGGAAGUACAGGAGGCUAAUGGGGAAUGCCACCUUCAGGCCUUUGUACUUCACCUGUCUCGGCGCAGCGUCUGCAUCCACCCCCAGAACGGCAGCUUAGCCAGGUGGCUUGAGCGCCAAGGGAAGAGGUUCCGGGGGACUCUGCCCAUAUGAAUUUGUGGCUGAAAAGGAAAAUGGGUUGGGGCCCUCAAGAAC
Molecule: messenger RNA, 679 nt
Organism: Talpa occidentalis (Iberian mole)
Lineage: Eukaryota; Metazoa; Chordata; Mammalia; Eulipotyphla; Talpidae
Gene: CCL27
Product: C-C motif chemokine ligand 27
Exons: 3
Coding region: 329-637 (102 amino acids)
Biological process (GO): immune response; positive regulation of T cell chemotaxis
Cellular component (GO): extracellular region
Molecular function (GO): chemokine activity
Source: RefSeq, a predicted model, not a curated record